GGAGAGGGGAGAGAUUGGGGGGCGCCUGCAGCCAAGGGCUGUGGAGGAAGAAAUGGCAGGCCCUAGUCAGCUCUGCAUUCGCCGUUGGACUACCAAGCAUGUCGCAGUAUGGCUGAAGGAUGAAGGUUUCUUUGAAUAUGUGGACAUUUUAUGCAACAAGCACCGACUUGAUGGAAUCACAUUACUCACACUGACUGAAUAUGAUCUUCGAUCUCCUCCUCUGGAAAUCAAAGUCCUAGGAGACAUUAAAAGGUUAAUGCUCUCAGUCAGAAAAUUGCAGAAAAUCCAUAUUGAUGUUUUGGAGGAGAUGGGCUACAACAGUGACAGUCCUAUGAGUCCCAUGACUCCAUUCAUCAAUGCUCUUCAGAGUGCAGACUGGCUCUGUAAUGGAGAGCCCACACACGACUGUGAUGGACCCAUCACUGACUUGAAUUCUGAUCAGUACCAGUACAUGAAUGGCAAAAACAAACAUUCUGUUCGAAGAUUGGACCCAGAGUACUGGAAGACCAUACUGAGUUGCGUAUAUGUUUUUAUAGUAUUCGGGUUUACAUCUUUCAUUAUGGUCAUUGUUCACGAGCGAGUGCCUGACAUGCAGACCUACCCACCACUCCCGGAUAUAUUCUUAGACAGUGUUCCCAGGAUCCCGUGGGCCUUCUCCAUGACUGAAGUGUGUGGCAUGAUUCUGUGCUACAUUUGGAUCCUGGUUCUUCUUCUUCACAAGCACAGGUCGAUCCUUCUGCGAAGGCUCUGUAGUCUGAUGGGCACUGUAUUCUUGCUUCGCUGCUUUACCAUGUUUGUGACCUCCCUCUCCGUGCCAGGACAGCACCUGCAGUGUACUGGAAAGAUAUAUGGAAGUGUAUGGGAGAAACUACACCGGGCUUUUGCCAUUUGGAGUGGCUUUGGUAUGACCCUGACUGGUGUCCACACUUGCGGAGAUUACAUGUUCAGUGGCCACACAGUUGUUCUAACCAUGCUGAAUUUCUUUGUCACAGAGUAUACACCAAGAAGCUGGAAUUUCUUGCACACUCUCUCCUGGGUUCUCAACCUCUUUGGAAUCUUCUUCAUCUUGGCUGCCCAUGAACAUUAUUCCAUUGAUGUGUUUAUUGCCUUUUAUAUCACAACAAGACUCUUUUUGUACUACCAUACUCUGGCCAAUACCAGAGCGUAUCAUCAGAGUAGGAGAGCGAGAAUUUGGUUUCCUAUGUUUUCUUUCUUUGAAUGCAAUGUUAAUGGCACAGUACCUAAUGAAUACUGUUGGCCAUUUUCUAAACCAGCAAUAAUGAAAAGACUAAUUGGAUGAAGACUAUCUCUGUAAUGAGUUUGUUGUUAAAUAUACAGUAGUUACAGAAUGAAAAUGAAUAACUUUGCUUUGUCCCCAGGUUGUUCCUGGAUAUGUUGCAUUUUGGCGUAUAUGUUGACAGGUUUCCCAUUCUGAGCAAGGCUGUGACUAUAAAACUCAAGAAAGAGCAACUAAGACUCCUUACCUCACUGUUCGAACAGAGAGCUCAAGGAGAGAUUUUCUGCCCCUCCUUCACUGUAGGAAGACCCAGUGUGUGGGUGAUGUCAGGCCAUUACCUGUGCAUGUUGAGUGUUUGCUUUCUGAACUCAAGCACAUUAGCUUGGGUAGGUUGAUCGAUUUCCAGUAGGACUCAAGUCAAGAAAUAUUUUUUGAAGCUGUUUCCCCCCCUACCAAGCCAUUCUCACUUGUUCAUUGAACUAACCUGUGUCUGUGUGGGAAGUGAUUGUCUUACUGGUAAACCUUUGAACCAUUUUUAAGAAAAGUAUAUUGAACACAGCAGCUUGCAUUAAACAAGUAGAGAAUGCAAGGGGCCAUGUGUGAGGUGACACACUGGUCAGGUGUCACUGGCCUUCCCACUAAUACAAAUAUGGGGUCAGCAUUUUCACCAUAGGUGCAGUUCCUGUUUUGUUUUGAAGCUUCACUGUGAAUAACAGUAAGGAUUUGUGAAGGAAAGCAGCUGUGUUCAUAAUAGUAAAGUAGUGUCAUUUGAGUGCUGUAUUGGAAUAAGUUUGUGUUGUAACAGUUAGUUAAGCAGAUGACAGCACAAUAUAAUGCUUUCUUUAAUGAUGUGAUUUAGUGAGACAAAUAAGAGUGUUUUACCAGAUGUUAAAGUUCUAAUGUCAGUAAAUAAGUAAAUGUGCAUGCAAGAAAUUCUUUUCUUCUAAUGAAAAAAAAUCUACAGGUUGUAGGCAUAGUGUUAACUCUUUGGGGUGUUUUGUUUUCUUGAAAGUUCUCAUUCUUGGCCAUUGAAAGUAAACAGUCAGACAUACUUGGACACAAAAAGCUUGUUGCUUUUUUUUUUUAAAAAAAAAUAAUGUGUACAUACAUUCUUUCUAUAGUCUUAGUUUGGCAGUCAAGAACUAAAAUAAAUUAGCUGCUGUUUACAUUAGAAAAUUAUCAUCAGCAAUUAAUUUUACUUCUCAGAUACCAUUUGUUACUUUAUUUUUGACCUUGGCCUGGUUGUAGAAUUGGAAAUUGACCUUUAGAUUAAACAAGUAGAAUACUAAUUGUGUAGUUUUUACAUUCCAUUUUCAAACAAGGACUUUGAAGAGGUGCUGGCAUACUGAGGUCACAGCAGACACUUGGUCCUUCUCUGUUUGGGUGAAAUGCUCAUUAUUGCAGUUGGAAACGUAGUCCCACCCUCCCUGAAGCUACCAGAGUGAAUUAGGCAAGAAGGGGAGAUUAGGCAGGCAGGUUUCAGCCCAUCCUGUAUAAACUGAGUCUGCUGGAAAACAUCACUCGUUUAUCACUUGAGAAAUGAUGUGAGGCAACUCAAGUUUGAUUAUGUCUUGAAAUUUUAUACUUCAGAAUCUUACAGUAUUUUAAAUUGUUGAUUCUGUUCCAAGCCAGGAUCAAAAAUGCCAAUGUCUCAUGUAAAGCAAUUGCAUAAUCUUGGAGUGAAGGUUUUCCAUGUUUGCUUAAGUGGUUUGACUUGAAGUCAAAGGUCAUUACUGCCCCUCCUCUUACACCCCACCCCUAUCAUAGCAGGACCCAACUUACGUAGGGGGAAGCUGGUGUUGGCUAUUGGGAGACUGUUCCAAAAACAUGUGUCAACAUUAAUUUCAAAAUGCUCGCUACAUUAAUGGUAAAUGUCUUAACAUCAGGCUUCUCUCCUCCAUGUGGAUUCUAUUGUAGAGCAAAAUAGCAAAGUAAAUGCCACUAGCUUUGCGGCGCUAUUGGUGAGUGCCUGGCAGCAGCCUGCAGUGCGGAUUAUGAGUGGCCUUGCAGUUACUCCCAUUUGUUUUGAGGAAAAGGUAAGCUAGAUUAUAAUAUAUUAGCUAUUAUGAGACAGUGUUUACAUGAGCUAAUCAUCUUCAAGUCUCAAAACUGAUACAAAAUUAUUUUCAGGUUUUGACUUCACACCUUUCCUCUUGUUGAAAUCUUAACUGUAGUGAAGAUAGAAUUUAUGUUUAUAUUUUGGCAUGAUGUAGCUGGGGGGAGAGGCUCCAUGCUUUUGAACCUUCUAUUUGAUUCUGCAGUUGUACAAGGCUUUCAUCCUUCCCAGCUUAGUGAAGAAGGAAAGAAAGGGCUUGAGUUUGGGAAUGCAAAUUAGGGGUUCUGUGGGAAGUCCUGGCUGAAUUGCCUGUGUUCUAGAAACAGUGUUGUUACCCUCCCUGUGGUGCUCAGCCUGGGGCUGUGUGUGCCAGGCUAGUGCUCUACUGUUGAGCUACAUCCUCAGCUCUCUGUGCUUUUCAUGGGGCAAGGCAGUGUCUUUUUGAAAGGUAGUUGAAGCUGGUAGGAGAGGAACGAGGCUUUAAGGAAGAUUAGCUUGCAUUCAUCACCACAUACUCUGGCAGAAACCCUUUUUGUCUAUGUUGGCAGUUCCCAAUGAAGCUAUCCUCCAGUUCUCUCUGAGCAGAAUUGCUGUGGCAAAAAUACUACUUUUAUAUGCUGGCUCUACGUGUUAAUAGUCUUCCAAAACCAAGAAAAACCACUGUCAGGAGCAUAACAUUGACACUGUGAGGGGUGACAGGCCUACCCUAGCUGCCUGUGUUACGACUGAGAAUUCGCAAAAAUUUGUAAUUUAUACAUGGAGAACAGAGGAGUGAAAUCCUUUUUAUAGCAGAGAAGCUGUCUGUUUUAGGAACAUUUGUGCAAAAUUUUUUUUUUUUCCCCUUGAGGCAGGGUUUCUCUGUGUAGCCUGGGCUGUGCUGUCCUGGAAUUCAGUCUGUAGAUCAGGGUAGCCUUGAACUCAGGGAUCCCACCUGUCUUUGCUGGAAUUAAAUUCAAAUUCAUGACAAAAACUUGUUUUGUUUUUAUUCAGCAAGAAGCAGUUUUAUCACUUAAGGAUUCUAGACCCACAAUGCUUAAGGAUGCUUCUGGCAUUCUUGACUUAGACUCUCUGAUUUAAUACACUUACUGAUUUGAUAGUCUUAUAGACAGAGAGCCUGUAGUGAAAGCAGUGAUGGUCUAGUCAGCCACCUGUCAGUCUUUUAUGGUCUCAGACUUUGGAGACAAGAAAAUUCUUUAGAAUAGUUUACUUGCUUUCCUUCAUACAGUGAAAGCCACCAAAGCAUGUCAGUUUUAAUGACAACUUUACAUGACAGUUUUGACAGUUGAUGUUUAUUCAGAAGUGAGCUUGGCCUCAUUUGCCCCUAUACCUCCACAGCUGGGGAUUGUUAGAUCCCUUUAAAACUCAGACAGCUUCAGCUGACCCAUGGGAAGAGAAGGAGUUUGUUUCUUCUCUUUGUGAAUAGCUUUACAUGAAUAAAUUAUUGUAGAAGUAGGUGUCGGUUUGCCUGUCAAGUCAGUGGCACUAAUUUCACAAAACUAAUGUGAUAAAUUAUUGUAUCAAGUUCAGUACAAAUGUCUAUGAACUCUAAGCUAUUUCUCCAGCUACAUUAAGUUGUUUUUGAGACACAUUCUACUGUAUGUUAAUUAAAGGACUCUUUAUUCUGUGUAUUUUUUGUCUUGGCAUAAGGAAGCUUUAUGCUUUGAAAGGAGAAGGAAUGUUAUGGAGUUGUGUUUGGUUUUUGUUUUUCAUUGUUAUUUCACAUCUCUUAAUCUGAACUACUGGAUUUUCUGAAGAACUAAACAGCCAGCUAUUAACAUCUUUAAAAUGUUUAAUUUUAAUUUUCAUUUGAAGAAUCCAUGGAUCAUUAGGACAGUGAAAUGUUUCUGAUAUGAACAAAGCAAAUGAGUCUAGUACUCAGUGGAGACCAGAAGCAGUUUGCUGGGCUAAACCAGGCCUGUUUAGUUUGGGGAAUUGUACCUAAAGGUCUCCCUGUCCACAGAGAAACUAGUGUUACUUGAAGAUAUGAAAGUUCCUGUGGUAGCCAUACCUUGAAGCACAGUGUUGUAUAUAAGUAAAUACCUGAUUCUAAAUUAAAUCCAGAUUUAACUAAUAUAUAUUAUUUUAUAUCUUUGUUGUAUUAAAAUGUUUUAAAACACUAAAAAUAAAACAUUUGAAAGUUGA
This is a messenger RNA of Cricetulus griseus (Chinese hamster), 5435 nucleotides long. The record is from RefSeq and is a predicted model, not a curated record. NCBI's taxonomy places the organism in Eukaryota, Metazoa, Chordata, Mammalia, Rodentia, Cricetidae.